This is a messenger RNA of Myxocyprinus asiaticus (Chinese sucker), 2528 nucleotides long. RefSeq names its product interleukin-1 receptor-like 1. Gene Ontology annotation, biological process: signal transduction. Bases 150 to 1874 code for a protein of 574 amino acids. The transcript has 12 exons. The record is from RefSeq and is a predicted model, not a curated record. NCBI's taxonomy places the organism in Eukaryota, Metazoa, Chordata, Actinopteri, Cypriniformes, Catostomidae.
AAUGUUCUUCACAGAAUUGCCUCGGCACACAGUAGCUGGUUACUUUACACCAAACUCAAAUAACUUUACUCCUCAACUUUAUUAGACCUUAUCCAGAGCCAGUGACACUUCCAGACUUUAAUAAGGUCAUUUGCCAUACAGAGAUUAUAAUGAUGUGGCAGAUGUUGAUGAUUUUCCUCCUGACUGAAUUCAUUCCAAUCUCUUCAUAUACAUCAAACUUCACAGUUUCAUGUGAAAGAUUUCAAGAAAAGAAAACUUUGAGAGUGAGAGCUGGUGAAUCCUUGUAUUUACCCUGUUCAAAUCUUGACUGCUAUGAAGCAACUGAAAAUACUUCGUAUAUUUGGUACAAAAACCUCAGCAAAACAUUGCAGUUUGAGCAAAUCGGAACGGAGGAGAGCGAGCAUGUGCAUUACCAUGAGUCUGUGCUGUACAUCCUUAACUUAACUACGAACGACACAGGAAGUUACAUCACACACUGGUGGUAUUCAAAUAACAGUUGUGAUGAAUAUGAAAUUGACAUUGUGGUUUAUGAAGAAUUCAACACAAAUCUGUUAUACAGUCCAAUGUCAGAGAUAAAAGUAGCUGGAAUUUACUGCCCAGUGUGUGAUAAACAGGAGGGUACCUUCACCUGGUAUAAGAAUUUCACUCUUAUUCCAAACCAAGAGUCAGGGCGGAUUUUACGCAUUCGUAAUGCUUCAAAAGACAGCGCUGGAAUUUACACCUGUGUUUGUACCUGGGAGCAUCAUGGCAGAAUGUACAACACUUCUGGAUCUCGUGAACUGUUGAUCAGAGAUCAGCCUCCCAGCAAUCCUACAAUCAUUCUUCUUCCUGUCAAUUCCACUAUGAUCGCUGAUCUGAAUACAGAAAUAGUCCUCUUGUGUUCUGUGCGCUUUGGAAUCAAUGUCAGAGGUCAGUGUAAAGUUGAGUGGGAAAGAAAUAGGACCCAGCUGAUUGGUGUGGAUGGAUAUAAGCAGGAAUUCAGAGAGGUAGAUGGGGUCUCUCAGUCAGUUUUGACCAUCAGUAAAGUUUCACAGGUGGAUCUUCAAUCUGAGUUUCACUGCAGAGUCGAAGAUGCUUUUAAAGUGCGUUAUGUGUCAGUAACUCUGAAGAGUCGAGUCGCAAAAAAUUCACAAGCCUCACUCGCCCUUGUGGAGUGGGACAUGGUCAUGUGUCUGUCACUGGGGGAGAGAGGAAGCGAUGAAGCAUCAGUUCUUUUGGUGGUUUUGCCAUGCAUCUCUAUGUUUCUUCUUCUGCUGGUUAGUGAAAUGGUGAAGUGGUUUGCUGUGGAUCUGCUGCUGUUUUUGAGGGGAAUUUUCACCAAGCUGAACAGAAAAGAGGAUGGUAAAGUAUAUGAUGCGUAUGUGAUUUACCAGAGAAACAGCUUGGAUGAGAUGACAGCUAAAACUCUAAGUGACUUUGUCAAUGGAGCUCUUCCGACUGUACUGGAGAGAUAUUACGGCUUUAAACUGUACAUUCAUGGCAGAGAUGACCUACCAGGAGAAGACAGUAUAAAUCUGAUUGAAACGAAGAUACAGCUCAGCCGAAGACUUAUCUUCAUUUUAACACCAGGAACAAGUGUUGAUCAAAGCGGCAUUUCUCCUGAAGCAUAUGAUCUGCAAGUGGGCCUUCAUCAGGCUCUCGUACAAGGAGAUACGGGUGUAAUUUUGAUCCAGCUGGGAGAAACACAGGACUACACACAUCUGCCUCUUGGUUUACAACAUCUUCUUCAUAAGAAUUCUCCCUUAAUGUGGAGAGAAGAGCAAUUGUCGCCAAACUCAAGAUUUUGGAAACAGGUGCGGUAUAGGAUGCCCGUUCCAUCAUCGUGUCAGAGAAACAGAAAAAUAAAUAACAAGACAGUGCACAGCAUCAUUUGAAAAUCAGGUUUACCAAUCGACCCUUUCAGAUGAAUUUUAUAGAAAUAAUACAAAAUCAUGAUAAAACGCUGUUGCCGGGGGCACUUAUAGUCUAAAACGCAAGUUACUCUGAGAGGUUAUUUUUCCCAGUAUUGAAAUCUUUAAAUAAAUCUUGAGAAGUGCAUACUGUGGAAUGGAUUAAACUAUGUGUCAGCCUUUAUUCCCAAAUGAACAUCAUCAGUAGGGUUACAAACAUAGAAGAGGAAAAUAUUUCUUUAUUGCCACUAUGCCAUGUGAGAUUUAAGUAAACCAGCUUUAUGUGCAUUUGGAAAAAAAGUCUCAUCAUUACUAAUUAAAUGCCAAAAUCUGAGAUGCAUUCAUUUAGCUUUUUGGCCUACUGAUAUCCUAAUGUGUCACAAAUCAAACAAUAACAGGAGAAUUGUGACUGUAUAUAAAUAUUUCAAGAUAAACAGACUAAUCUAAUUUUCUUCUCUCUUUGAUUGAUUUUAUUACUAUUUUAUGUGUAUUUAUGCAUUUUCCUUUCUUAUCUUUUCCUCUUCUUUUUUUAUUUUUCAAACCUAUUUUUAUUUUUAAUCUGUUUUAUUCUAUGUAUGUGAACAUCUGUUAAGCACUUUGUUAACACUGUUUUAAAAGGUGAUAUAAAUAAAGCUUUAC